CCGCAGUUGUUCGCUUAAUGAAGUGUCGUUUAGUGUUAUGAUGUUGAGCUACCUAAUUGCUGGGAUCAAGGUACCUCGCCUGAACGGUCAAGCUAUCCUACCUGCAGCCUCGGCAUCGACUGGAGUGACAAACCGCGUCAAAGGUCAAACUCGACCUUCUCCUAUGCCUCAUACAUCAAUCGUAAGCUCCAAUCUUAGACUGACCAACUGUAUCCAUGGCAGCAUCACCCUUUCUUCCGCUUCGGCGACUUCUUAAGCAGCCUGCAGCAUUGGCCUCCCCUAACGCGCCAGUCUUGCGAACCUCCGGCCUUCGUCAGCAGGUUUGGCUCCGACGCUAUCAACAAGGCGUCAAUGCAGGCACAUCAUCGCAACCGAAAAUCUCUUCCCGGUUCCGCAAAGCCAUCAGCUUCGGCGCGUUUGGACUACUGUUUACGAGCCUGGGUUUCGCUGCAGCGGCGAGUCCCCUACUGCCCGGUCUACUUGACGCGGCAAGACCCCGUUCUGAUGAGGAUACCCUGCACGCCUACGUGCCCGAAAACGACGAGGCCGCAGUGGUGAAUGAUUUCGUCAACAACCACCCUAUUGCGGCAGAGAUGCGCCGGAAUCCCGACAUGACUGAAUCUCGGCCCCACAUGAGACUCCCCGAUGCGCUGCGGCGGCAUAAUCUCACUGGCGGCACGCUUCUUGGGCCGGGUCGGAUCACAGUUCCCCCUGUAUGCUGGACUGAAAAGGGAGGCAAGUCUCUUGUGUCAAUCUCCCAUCUCGGCACAGACAUUUGUGGUCACCCUGGCAUUGUGCACGGUGGAUUGCUUGCUACAAUGCUGGACGAGGGUCUGGCGCGAUGCUGCUUUGGUGCUCUUCCACACAAAGUGGGCGUUACGGCCAAGCUUGAGAUCAACUAUAGAAAACCAGUGCACGCAGGCACGUACGUUGUUUUGCGGGCGCGUACGACAAGAGUAGAAGGGCGCAAGGCAUGGGUUGAGGGCCAGCUGGAAACGCUCCCAGUGGAUGGAGAAGAGCCUCUUGUCCUAGCGCAAGCCUCUGCGCUCUUUGUCUCCCCCAGAUUUGCAUCUGUAAGUGACCUUUUCUCUUACUGCUUGGAUCAUUGAGCCACAAUACUGAUAUCCAAAAAAAGGUAAUGGCGAAGCUGAAUGCGACUUGAGAUCUCUGCGAACGCAAACCAGAGCGGGACAUUUCGAUUCUAUUCAUACCGUAGAUUUCAAUAGUCGGAUGGAACGCGCCGGGGCGAUUAGAGAGAAGAAACGUCACCGAAUUAGAAGGGUUUUGCGAGAGAAGAUCGAUGCACUGAGCUGAAAGCGCACGCUCAACCCGACCCGACUUAGACUAUUCGAGCCAGUAGCCCUUCCACACUCUUGUGGGACGGAUUCUGAGUACAGGCCACGAGCCCUGCUGGAUGGAUUGAUAGAUGGCUCUCAUGAGGGUGCGCGCAGAAUAGCUCCCUCUCAAGACUUGCAGCGUACGGCGAACACUAGGCAGGUAUAGAUAGCCCCGCGACCUGGCUUGAGCUGAUCGAUAGCUCGCAAGUAAAAAAUUGCGGUCAGCGAAGAGGGAUAUUGUCCAGCAGAACAUUCAGUCAAGAUUUCGAAAUGCGCGACUCUAGUU
This is a messenger RNA of Colletotrichum scovillei, 1623 nucleotides long. Its product is annotated as adenylylsulfate kinase. The record is from RefSeq and is a predicted model, not a curated record. Lineage: Eukaryota; Fungi; Ascomycota; Sordariomycetes; Glomerellales; Glomerellaceae. The transcript is spliced from 2 exons. Bases 216 to 1109 code for a protein of 297 amino acids.